CGGGCAUUGCCUUCGUCGCUUUGCUUAUUUUAUUGUGUGGCCGGGUAACCGCUGGGAGGAAGCCCUUGUUUCUUUCCUUCAUGUUACUCCCCCUUUCUCUGUAUGCUCUUCUAGCCUUAUUCACUGUCCAUUCCGAAGCUUCAAGUCAGGCUUCAAGACCCAUCAAACGCGUCGCACAUCCUCAAUAUCAUGGCAUUGAUAUCUUCCCCCGUGUUCCUCCGCUCGCGAAGCGGGACUCCUCAUUACAAUUCGACGACUCAUUCAGGCUCACGUUGUCAGUCUUUGAACAGACUUAUCACCUUCACCUAUCUCCCAACAACCACCUUAUUCAUCCUGCGGCACGAGUUACCUACCAUGAACGCGACCCAUUGACGGGACAAGUCAGUUCUAAAACGGUUCCACUCCUUCGAGAAUCGGUGAAAGCAUAUCAUGGGCAUGUUGUUCACCCUGAACAUACCGACGCUCGGAUACUCGAAGACAUUGCCGGCGUUGCGCAUUCUUCAUAUCCAGCACUUGGCUGGGCUAGAGUUAUCUUACAUGACGACGGCGACCCUACCAUUGGGAAACCACCCUUAUUUGAAGGCGCAUUUUCCGUCAAUCACGUUAUUCAUCACAUAGUGACAAAAGACAAUUAUCUUCGCGCAAAACAGUCUUUUGAUCCAGAACUCGUAGAAGAACUUGACGACCUCCAGCUUGUAAUCUGGCGCGAGACUGACGUGACAUCUGCGGAGGAAGUCGAGGACUUUGUUGGCAAAGGAUUGGAUUUGAAUCCGGGAAAAGGGGGCACAUGUGCUCAUGAUACGCUAGAGUAUAACACCAACCCUGCACUCAACCCCACACUACGCCCUGACUAUGAACCGUCGCUUCUUCCGUACCCACUAUCCUUCUGGCGCCGAGAUCUCAUCGGAGGAGAUGUGCAAACAAACUAUGUUGACUUCAUCGGGCAGACGGCUGGUUGCCCCACUUCCCAAAAACUCGUUUACAUGGGCGUGGCUGCUGACUGCGCUUAUGUUGCAAAAUACGGAUCUACUGCGAAUGCGACUCAGAAAAUCCUGAACGACUGGAAUUCUGCGAGCGCGCUGUACAAAUCCACUCUCAAUGUUAGUCUCGGUAUUGUUGAACUCCAAGUCCAAAGUGGAUCCUGCCCAACUCAAGCAGACCCCAACACGCCUUGGAACAUCGAUUGCUCUGGCAGUGGUGGCGACAUCAACCAUCGACUUUCGCUCUUCUCUCAAUGGCGUGGUGCGAAAGGCAACGACGGUGCUGGAUUAUGGCAUCUGAUGAGUGGAUGCCCUACUGGGCAACAAGUCGGUAUUGCUUGGUUGUCUACUCUGUGCCAAAAUACCGCAUCGAACAACCCAGAUGGACAGAUCGUCAGUGGAACCGGCGUAUCGACGUUUGGUCUGACGGAGUGGCAAGUCGUAGCUCAUGAGAUUGGACACAACUUUGGCGCCAUCCACGAUUGCGAUACAAAUACUUGUGGAUCUGCUCCUAACACUUGUUGUCCACUUAGCAGUUCGACAUGCAAUUCCGAUUCCAAAUUCGUCAUGAACCCUACUUCACAGCCGGGUGAAAAUAACUUCUCACCUUGUACCAUCGGAAACAUAUGUUCCCUGAUGCGAGAAGGAGCAAAAAACCCAAUCAACUCAUCUUGCCUCGUAGACGCCUCCUCUAAACAACGCCCACUUCUGUCUCUCAAAAUGUGCGGCAACGGUAUCGUUGAAGAAGGUGAAGACUGUGACCCCGGUUCUGGCGUUACUUCUCCCUGCUGCGACAGUCAAACCUGUAAAUUCAAAAGCGGAGCGAAAUGCGAUCCACUCAGUAGUACAUGUUGCACCGAUCAAUGUGACUUUGCACCGAGUGGGAAAGUGUGUCGGGCGAGUAAGGAUAGCGCUUGUGAUGUGGAAGAGAAAUGUUCGGGGACCAGUGGAAACUGUCCGAAUGAUGUUGUUAAACCGGAUGGUGAGAGUUGCGGUUCUGGAGAUCUCAAGUGUGCGAGCGGGUUAUGUACGUCUGUGGCGAAACAAUGUCAGAGCCAAGGUGCAUCUAUGAACCUCACGGACGGUUGUAGACAGCCGCAAUCGACAUGUGAACUGGUCUGCCAAGAUCCUAAAUCGUCCAAUUCCUGUAUCAAAUUGUCGACAUUGAUGAUUGAAGGGUCGCCUUGUGGUUUCGCAGGAACAUGCAAGGGAGGGAAGUGCGAAGCGGGAGGGUGGUUCCAGACGGUUCAAGCCUGGUACAAACGAAACUUGCAAAUUGCAAUUCCGGUGACAAUCGCAGCUGCGUUGGUUAUUCUGUUGAUUCUGUACUGCGGUUUUAGAUGUAUCUGCGGAGGUCGUAGGAGAAGUAACACCAAGUACAUGCAAGUGACGCCAGCUGCCGUUGCUCCUAGCUAUAACCCGAAUACGAAUUAUCAGAGGUUGGGUACCUAGAAGAUUUGAGUGGGCGUGGCUCACUGGAUGGCAGAUGCGUUGGAACUUGGGAUCCACUAUAGACGAAUAUUUCAUGGUUACGAAACGAACAUUGUACGAUCCAUUCUUUGUAGACUCGUAAGGACUACUGCUUCAAGUAAUCGUGAUACGCUUGCUUUUAUUCUGUACCAUUAGAUUUCAUAUCAUUCAAUGACUAUGGCGGAAGUCGAGUUGUUGUCGCUGUGCCGAUAGGUGGACUGCC
Molecule: messenger RNA, 2673 nt
Organism: Marasmius oreades (fairy-ring Marasmius)
Lineage: Eukaryota; Fungi; Basidiomycota; Agaricomycetes; Agaricales; Marasmiaceae
Exons: 13
Coding region: 81-2432 (783 amino acids)
Biological process (GO): proteolysis
Molecular function (GO): metalloendopeptidase activity
Source: RefSeq, a predicted model, not a curated record